AUGCCUAUUGACUAUUCCAAGUGGGAUAAACUCGAGCUUUCCGACGACAGUGACGUCGAGGUGCACCCCAAUGUUGACAAGAAGUCGUUUAUUCGCUGGAAGCAGCGGGAUAUUCACGAGAAGCGGGAGCGUAACCGGCUCCGCACCCAGCAGCUGGAGCUGAAUGUUGAGACUAAUGAGGACCUCAUCAAGCGAGUGCGCAAACUAAUUGCGGCAGCCGAGAGCGGAGUGAAUGUAGGUGCUGACGUUGAGGCUUCAGUGAAGCUUGCGUCUGAGGGCGAAACCAAAGAGCGACCUGAUCGAGCCACUAGCGCUCAGCAGCCCAAGUACAACGACAUGGUCGAGAGUUUGCUGAUCCAGAUCACGCAGGAGGCCAAAGAUCGUGAGGGUCUUAUUGCUCAACUCAAGCAUCAUGAGAAAAUGAUUUCGGACUCGAUUGAGGCCGAAAACAAGGAGCUUGAGGAGCUGCAGGAAGAGCGGGCAAAGCACAUUGUUUCAGAGGAUUUGCAUGACGGCUGGAACUCGACCAUUGUCUACAAAUCCGACAAGAAAGACGAAGAGCCAGCAAAACCCUCGCCUUCCAAGGAGACGACUACUGAGAUUGAAGUUCUGAAUCCUAGCUCUUCUUCAAAGCCUGCUCCUCGCACGCCCAAGAAGAAUGAGGAUGGUCUUGAGGAAUUGCUCCCCAACACCAAGGAGUUUGGUAAGGUCACUCGUGGCGAUCUGUCCGCGGCUUAUCGAUUCAUGGGCAUGCAUCCCGAGAUUCUUAGCGAGGGCCAAAAGGAUGCGCUCAUGAUGAGUGCGUUUGAUGCUCAGCUUGCGGGCGAUUCUGAUAGAGCAGAAACCAUUGUGUUCAAUGCACUGUUGAUCCAGUACGUUGUUCUGUUAGGUGGUAAUGCGCAAGCGUUCUUUUCGAAGGUUGUUCAGCCCAACCACCCCGCUCGCACUGCAUUCGACGAAGACGUCAACCGCACGUUCGAGCACAUCAAGCACCGUUGCGAGAUUUUGAGUCAGGAAAAUGCCGCGGACGAGGGAGAGGAGCAAGAACAGAUCCAGCUGCACGCCGUCGACCCUAAUACAGAGAUUGUUGUUGCGGUUCCUGAAGAAGGAAGCGAGGGCCGGGCCAUUUACGAUGCAUUGAGUGAGCCCGUUCGCAAGGCAAUCGAGAGCCGCAAGCUCGACGAGAUCAACAAGGUGCUUGCCGAGCUGGAGGUUGCCGAGGCAGAAGACCUUGUGGGCAAGCUUGGCGAGGCCGGCGUUUUGCUGGUGGAAGAAAAGAUCUACGACGCGGCAGAGUGGCAGGAGAAACAACACGAAUUAGAAGAGGAACUAGAUUGA
Molecule: messenger RNA, 1338 nt
Organism: Wickerhamiella sorbophila
Lineage: Eukaryota; Fungi; Ascomycota; Dipodascomycetes; Dipodascales; Trichomonascaceae
Product: Hsp90 co-chaperone Cdc37
Exons: 1
Coding region: 1-1338 (445 amino acids)
Biological process (GO): protein folding; protein stabilization
Cellular component (GO): cytoplasm
Molecular function (GO): protein-folding chaperone binding; protein kinase binding; heat shock protein binding
Source: RefSeq, a predicted model, not a curated record